AUGAAGCCCGUCGUCUCUGUCUUGAACGCCUGGUCUUGCGUCGUUAUCUCCGUUUUCGCAAUCGUCAUUCUCUCAGUCCUCGGCUCGCUAUACAGCAGCAACAACCACGCAUACACCGGAUCAAAAGAUGAACCUGAAGAUGGUCCCGCCGUCGCCGCCUCCAUUUACGUCGCUGUGAUCGUCUACGCUGGCUUCUUCGUUUUCUGCGGUUUCCAGGCUUACCUUCACAUGCGAGACAGCAGGGGAGGUGCUAUAUCACUUCAUUGA
Messenger RNA from Penicillium robsamsonii, 267 nucleotides. RefSeq lists its product as uncharacterized. The record is from RefSeq and is a predicted model, not a curated record. The transcript has 4 exons. The coding region runs from base 1 to 267 and encodes 88 amino acids. Lineage: Eukaryota; Fungi; Ascomycota; Eurotiomycetes; Eurotiales; Aspergillaceae.